Molecule: messenger RNA, 1566 nt
Organism: Priapulus caudatus
Lineage: Eukaryota; Metazoa; Priapulida; Priapulimorpha; Priapulimorphida; Priapulidae
Product: voltage-gated potassium channel subunit beta-2-like
Exons: 10
Coding region: 736-1566 (276 amino acids)
Biological process (GO): potassium ion transport; regulation of potassium ion transmembrane transport
Cellular component (GO): voltage-gated potassium channel complex; cytoplasm
Molecular function (GO): voltage-gated potassium channel activity; potassium channel regulator activity; transmembrane transporter binding
Source: RefSeq, a predicted model, not a curated record
GUCGCGAGAUUACGCGACAGAUAACGAGACAGCCGCGACGUCGACGGUGUGUCGGAACGACUUCCCACGUUAGCGACACCCGCCGCCGCGCCCUCUACCGUCGCUGUGACGACGUCGGCAGACGGAGUUUUCAGCGGACGCGAUGAGGAUGCCACGUGAGAAAACUCGACUGCGUUGAUCUCCGUGUUGCGCUUAAACCCACCGGAGGCGCUUUUGUCGGCAUAGCUGCCGCCCGCCUGCGCUGGUAUGCGAACGUGAGCGAGCGUGUGUGUGUGCGCGCGCGUGAGUGCGUGUGUGAAACCACACGCGUCACUUGGAACGGCUCGAGUAGGUGUGGACAUCGAAAGCACGAUCGACACGUUGUUCGCAUACCCAUGCCGCCGCGUGCGCAUAAGUAGUUAUUAGCACGAGGCUACUACAGCGUACGUGCCUGCGCGUGCGUGCGUGCGUGCGUGCGUGCAUGCGUGAACCUCAGCGUCGCUCGCUAAUCGUGUGAAUAAACAUGCGCGUCGGUGUCGCCGCGUGCGGAUAGCCUGCCGCGGAGGAGCGAUGAUGAGCGACAUUGCUGCUGCUUCCGCAGAGCUGACGUCGGUGAGCGAGCGUUGUAGGCCAGCGGCCUAACGUAUACACAAACAACGAUACACUCUAUGGUAUUUACAGCUCUGCAGUGUGGUAUGCGCGGUUGUUUACCCGUGUGAGGACCAUGUGUGCAGGUGGUUACGUGAAUUCGACACCAUGAGUUUCAUACAGUAUAGUGCAGAGAUAGUGCUCGGAAACACAUUGAAGAAGAAAGAAUGGAGGAGAUCAAGUUACAUAGUAACAACGAAGAUCUACUGGGGCGGAAGUGCGGAGACAGAGAAGGGACUAUCACGCAAGCACAUCAUCGAAGGAUUGCGUGCUUCACUGGAGCGACUACAACUGGAAUACGUCGACGUCGUGUUCGCAAAUAGACCCGAUCCCUACACCCCAAUGGAAGAGAUUGUUCGGUCGUUCACGUACGCUAUCAAUCAAGGAUGGACGAUGUACUGGGGCACGUCACGCUGGGCGCCAAUAGAAAUCAUGGAAGCGUACUCAGUAGCUCGGCAAUUCAACCUGAUACCUCCGAUAGCAGAGCAAGCCGAAUACAACCUUUUCCAGCGUGACAAGGUAGAGCUCAACAUGGCAGAGUUAUUCUUCAAAAUAGGUGUCGGCACGAUGACCUGGUCACCUCUCGCCUGUGGAUUUCUCACAGGGAAGUACGACGAUGGCGUCCCCCUUCACUCCCGGGCAGCAAUAAAGGUUCCUAGCUAUGAAUGGUUAAAGGAGAAGAUACUCAGUGAUGAAGGUAGGCGGAAACAGCAGCAGCUACGAGAAAUCGCCGCCAUUGCCGACAAGCUUGAGUGUUCGCUUGCACAACUUUGUAUCGCGUCGUGUGGAAGAAUAACAAGUGCAAGUGUGCCGUACUGGGCGCUAGCAGGUGACAAGCAGGUCGCGCCGCCGUCGCCCCCCAAGGGAAACCUUCCAGGGCAACGCGCGCUUCCGUUCGAGUCAGGACGUGCAGGAGCUAACCUCAUGCAUCUGCAGUGA